CCUACUCCCUCCCUUCCCAUUUCCUCCCCCCGCUGAGCCUGGAAUUUCCCCCCAUCCAUCCCCCCCCCGUGGCCGAGCGAGCAGCACCCGCAGUUUAGUGGGCUCCAGCAGCGCCCCCCAACCCCGCCGCCGCCCAGGGCCUAGGUUCCUGCACUAUGGGCCCGACCCAGCGCUGCCUCUUCUGUCUCAAGCUGGAGCUUUUCAUCUUCAACCUGAUCUUCUGGCUGGGGGGCUGCGGGGCGCUGGGCGUGGGGCUCUGGCUCGCUCUCUCGCAGGGCCGGUUCUCCACACUGUCGCUUUCGCUCCCAUCCCUGGGGGUCGCCGGGCUGGUGAUGGCCGCGGGGGCUGUCGUGAUGGCCCUGGGCUUCCUCGGCUGUCUGGGGGCCGCCACCGAGCAACGCUGCCUCCUGCGGACGUUCUUCGUGGUUCUCCUCACCAUCAUCCUGCUGGAGCUGAGCGGGGGCCUGGCCUUCUACGCCUGCCGGGGGCAGUUUGACAGAUACGCUCAGGAUGACCUGAAGUUGGGGCUGCGGCGAUAUGGGGCCCCGGGGGAGCCGGCGCUGACCCAGGCCUGGGACACGGUGCAGACCGAGGUGAGCCCCCCUGGCACCCUGCAGUCCCCCCCUGCUAGUUCCCCCCCUUGUCUGACGCUCCUCUCCCCCGCAGUUCCGGUGCUGCGGGGUGCAGAAUUACACCGACUGGUUCGAGGUGCGCAACGGGACGGGGGUGCCCGAGUCCUGCUGCCUGGAGCACGGCACCCCCUGCUCCGGCAUCGGUGCCGCCUGGUGGAAGGAGCCCUGCUACGAGAAGGUGAAGUCCUGGGUGGGGGAGAACGUCUGGGCCAUGGGCAUUUUCGCUGCCUGCAUUACUGUCGUCCAGGUCCUGGGCCUUGUCUCCUCCAUGCUGAUGUAUUGCCAAGUGCUGAAGGUGGAGAAAUACUACCACUGAUGAGGGGGGCCUGGAGUCUGCCCCCCCAGUCCCUUUUACACCUGUUCCCCCUACCAGCCUGGCCUCCCAUCACCAACAGAGCAAGGGGUGAACCCCAGCCCUCCCCCCCACCCGCUUAAAGAGCCUGGGGGGAGUCACAUCCUACAGCAGGGGCUUGAAGUCCACGCUGGACUGAGACCAUUCUCCCCAGCCCACUAAUAUCCCCCUGCAGCUGAGAUGCAGUGGUGGGGGCACAGAGAGCCCUCUGCCACCCCCUGGCCUGUUUGGUUCCCCCAUGGAGGACAGCCCCCCGCACUCCCCAUUUCUGCUAUCCUGCCCUACGCCCAAAACAAUAAAUGGUUCUGUGUCUG
Molecule: messenger RNA, 1298 nt
Organism: Dermochelys coriacea (leatherback sea turtle)
Lineage: Eukaryota; Metazoa; Chordata; Testudines; Dermochelyidae
Product: tetraspanin-4-like
Exons: 7
Coding region: 156-1067 (303 amino acids)
Cellular component (GO): membrane
Source: RefSeq, a predicted model, not a curated record